AUGAUGGAGCAGCCCUCGAGGUCCAAGCUCCCAGAGGACAGGCCGCGACGCUGCACCGACUGCCUCUUCCUUCUCGCUUUUCUCGGCGCCCUCGGAGCGGCAGGUUACGCUGCGGUGUACGCUUCCAAAAAUGGAGACCUCGCCCGUGCUGACUUGUGCGGUCAAGACAACUCGAUCGAGGCGACCGGCACCUGGGUCUGCACCGGGAAGUACGCCUCCGGCCCGCCGCCAGAGUGCCCCGACGGGGGCGGCGACCUCCCCCAGUGCGUCGCCUACCGCAACGCCUACUUUCUGCGCGCGGGCGCUGUGGCGGCCGCCGCCUGUGCCGACCCGCUGCAAGACUGCGACGUGUGCUUCCCUCCGUACCCGACGACUCGGGACAUGGACGAGCUGCGGCGGCUGAUCUCUUCGCUGCCGCACAUGGCGGUGGAGGACUUGUCGGUCGCGUGGCCGGUCCUGGCUGGCUGCUCGGCGGUGGCGCUCCUCGUUGGCUUCGCCUGGCUGCUGCUCAUCCGCUUCCUCGCCGGUCUGAUGGUUUGGAUCACUCUCUUCGGCCUCGCCGCAGCGGACGGCGUGCUCUGCUGGUGGCUGUGGACGAGGCAGCAGGCGAUGAAGGCGGACGUGCGGUACGGCGAGGAGGGCGACUUCACGUCGCAGGCGGAUGCCGCCUACAUCUCCUUCUUCGUGUUUGUCUCGCUCGGCGCCAUCUACGUGCUCCUCGUCCUGUGCUUCCGCAAGCAGAUCCAGCUCGCAGCGCGGGCGCUCGCGGUCGCCGCCCUCGCGGUCGGGCAGCUGCCAGCGUUGCUGAUUCUGCCGCUCGCAAGCGCCAGCCUUGCCAUCGGCGCCCUCUGCGGCGGCGGGAUGCUGCUGCUGCUGCUGGCCUCCUGCGGCGAGAUCGCCUACGGCAGGCGUUCGCAGCUCUCCCCUGCAGCUAGACUCGCCUUGCCCCCUCUGACGGCAUCACCCCAUGCCCUCCUCGCGCGCCUUGCCCCCUCUGACGGCAUGCCCUCCUCGCCCACGCUUCGCCCCGGCAGGCCCGGCUUUGGCUCCCUCUACCUCGACUCGCGCACCGAGUACUUGCUGCUCGUCGCCAUCGUCGUCUCCAUCUGGCUCGUCGUCUUUGUGCGUCACACGCAGCACGCGGCGGUCGGCGGCGCGGUGACCAAGUGGUACCUGCACCGCAACACCGACCGCAGCGCGACGCGCUGCUGCGGCGGCUCCGCCGUCGCCCUCGGCCUUUGGCACGCGCUGCGGUACCACGCCGGCUCGAUCGCCGCCGGCUCGCUGCUCAUCACCACGCUCAAGCUCAUCCGCAUCGCCUUCUUCCUGCUCAAGCGCACGUUUUACCAGCGCGUCUCGCGCGGCUUGGACGCGUGCGGCUGCAACGGCUCGAACCGCCUCGCGGCGAUGUGCCUCUGCUGCAUCAGCUGCUGCCUCAAGUGCGUCGAAAAGAGCCUCGAGGCGCUCUCGCGCUACGCGUACGCCCAGAUGAUGCGCUCCAAGCGCUCCUUCUGCCCCUCUGCGGCCGAGGCGGUCCGCCUGCUCACCACCAACCUCGCCGGUGCCGCCUCGCUCCGCUUCGUCGCCGCCGCCUUCCUCUUUCUGGGCAAGCUGCUCGUCGCGGCGGGCUGCGCGUUCCUCGGCUGGCGCAUCCUCGUGCAGGCGCCGCCGUACGAUUCCGCGCUCUACUCGCCGCUCGCGCCCGCGGUGUGCAUCUUCUUCGCCGCCUUCGCCGUCGCGCUCGUCUUCUUUGGCGUCUACAACAUGGCAAUCGACACGAUCUUCCUCUGCCUCUGCGCCGACAAGGAGCGCGUGGACGCCGGCAUGCCGCCCCUCGGCCGUGCGCACGAGCUCUCCAGCGUGCUCGGCGUGCCCAUCGACGCGCCGGCGCCCCAGCAUCCGCGCGGCAAGGGGGGCAGGAGGAUGCUCGAGACGCCAGCCGAGAGAUCCGGCUCCGAUCCGUCCAACAACCCGUUCUCGCGGGGCUCGGGCGUCGUGGACGACGGCGGCUACCGCAUCUAG
Molecule: messenger RNA, 2022 nt
Organism: Emiliania huxleyi CCMP1516
Lineage: Eukaryota; Haptophyta; Isochrysidales; Noelaerhabdaceae
Exons: 6
Coding region: 1-2022 (673 amino acids)
Biological process (GO): transmembrane transport
Cellular component (GO): membrane
Molecular function (GO): transmembrane transporter activity
Source: RefSeq, a predicted model, not a curated record